This is a messenger RNA of Perca fluviatilis (European perch), 7276 nucleotides long. RefSeq names its product SET binding factor 1 (gene sbf1). NCBI's taxonomy places the organism in Eukaryota, Metazoa, Chordata, Actinopteri, Perciformes, Percidae. The record is from RefSeq and is a predicted model, not a curated record.
CGGCUCUCCGCUGUCAGGGCAAGGCAGACUGACAGUAUGGCGGCGGGGUGCAGCUGGAAGGAUGCUACUGUCGCCCGUGAUGUGUAUAUCGCCGGUAGGACGUAAAUGGACAAUUGACGGCAAAAAGAGAAGAGGAUUUAGCGAGAAAGGCUCGUCGCCGUGAGCUCCAAAGAUGGCCAGGCUCGCCGACUACUAUUUAGUGGUCGGUUACGACCUCGACAAGCGAGUGGAGGGUGAAGGUCUAGGUCGCAUUCUCCAGCGGUUUCCUGAGAAAGACUGGGAGGACAGCCCGUUCCCACAAGGCAUAGAGCUGUUCUGUCAGCCCAGCGGUUGGCAGCUGGUUCCUGAGCGGCAACCUGCUUCCUUCUUUGUAGCGGUUUUGACCGACAUCAACUCAGAGCGUAACUACUGUGCCUGCUUCACCUUCUGGGAGGGCCUGGACAACCCCCAGCUGCAGAAGGCUAAGGCCAGCGAGGCGGAUGAGGUGGACGAGGGGCUCGCCGUCGUCCAAUCGGCUCAGGUCUUCGCCCCCAAGAGCCUGGUGCUGGUGUCCCGACUGGACUACACCGAGGUGUUCAGGAACUGUCUGGGUCUGAUCUACACCGUCCAUGUCGAUGGCCUGUCUGUCCCCUUGGAAACGGUGAUCGGGAACCUGCUCACGUGUAUCAUCCCCAUCGCUGGAGGCUCCCAGCCGGGCCAGGAGGAGAGAGAGGAGAGUUUGAGGACUAUAACGUUAGGUGCUGGCGACCGGCAAGUUAUCCAGACUCCCAUCGAUGAUGCACUUCCUGUCAGUGGCAGCACCGUGGCCCAGCUCUUCAGACAGCUCGGGAUAGUCAACGUGCUGUAUCUGUUCUGUGCCGCGCUGACGGAACAUAAGAUCCUGUUCCUGUCCAGCAGCUACCAGAGGCUGACCGACGCCUGCCGGGGAUUGCUGGCCAUCAUGUUCCCCCUCAAAUACAGCUUCACCUACGUUCCCAUCCUGCCAGGGAAACUGCUGGAGGUCCUGAGCACCCCCACCCCCUUCAUCAUCGGUGUCAACUCAUUCUUUCGCUCGGAGACACAAGAAUUGUUGGAUGUGAUCAUCGCUGACCUGGACGGCGGCACGGUGACCAUCCCCGAGUGUGUCCACAUCUCCCUGCUGCCUGAGCCGCUCCUCCAGCAGACCCAGACUGUGCUCUCCAUGGUUUUGGAUCCAGAGCUGGAAGUCGCUGAUCACGCCUUCCCCCCUCUAUCCACACAACCCUCGGCACUCAAGAUCCAGGAUAAGGAGAUCCGGGGAGUCUUCCUGUGGCUGUUCGCUCGGCUCUUCCAGGGCUAUCGCUGGUGUUUACACAUCAUCCGCAUUCACCCAGAACCGGUGAUCCGCUUCCACAAGGCUGCCUUCCUGGGUCAGAGGUCGCUGACGGAGGACGACUUCCUCAUGAAGGUGUUGGACGGCAUGGCGUUUGCGGGCUUCGUGUCCGAGCGAGGGCCUCCUUACAGAGCCACCGACCUGUUUGAUGACCUGGUGGCCAAUCACGUGGAGCGGAUACGACAAGAGGAGGCCUGUCCACACAAAGUCCUGAACCACGUCAAGGAACUGGCUGAGCUGCUCUUCAAAAAUGAGAAUCCGUACCCCGCUGUGGCCAUGCACAAAGUCCAGCGGCCGUCAGAAAACAGCCAGAGCGGCGGAAACAAUCCGACGCCGUUCCCUGCGCUGGACGAUGUCGCUGUGCAGCUCUUCAUCGACCACGCUGCCGCCAAGCUCAAGACUGCACCUCCUGUGGUCAAGGCGGAGCUCAAGGGCAUGGUGCCAUCUGGGCCCCCGCUGGGAGACACCGUGGACAGGAACGGCAUCGUGAUGGCCAACAGCGCCCGCAGGCUGGAGGUGGUCAGGAACUGCAUCACGUACAUCUUCGAGAACAAGAUGCUGGAGGCCAAGAAGUUAAUGCCAGCUGUACUGCGGGCGCUGAAGGGGCGGGCAGCCCGGAUUUGUUUGACCCAGGAGCUCAAUCAGCACGUCCUGCAGAACCGAGCUGUGCUGGAUGACCAGCAGUUUGACUACAUUGUCCGAAUGAUGAACUGCACCUUACAGAUGGGACACCCGCCCGCCUGCUCUCAUCCCCGGCUCCCUGGAGCUCGGUGCGCCGCCGCUGCCUGGCAAAGGCGGCGGCAUCGGCGUCCCCAGGGACCGCUGGACUGCUCGCAUAUAGAUGAACAUGGUAUUGCAGCUGCCCUCCUUCCACUGGUCACAGCCUUCUGCAGAAAAAUGGGCGCGGGCAUCACUCAGUUUGCCUACAGCUGCGUCCAGGAGCACAUGGUGUGGACCACAAUGCAGUUCUGGGAGGCCAUGUUCUACAGCGACGUUCAGAGCCACAUCCGAGCUCUGUACCUAGAGACAGAAGAGGGAGAGCAGCACAACAACUCUGAGCAGCCGGACGGGUCAGGCAGUCGGAGGGAGAUCAGCGCCCUGGAGCUGGCGUCGGAGCAGAGCCGCCUGUGGCCGACGCUCAGCAAGGAGCUGCAGACGGAGCGCGUGCAGAAGGAGGAGAGCACGGUGUUCAGCCAGGCCAUCCACUACGCCAACAGGAUGAGCUACCUGCUGCUGCCGCUGGACACCAGCAAGAACCGGCUGCUGAGGAGCUCCGGCCUCGGCGACGUGGAAAGCGUCAGCAACAGCUACGUCACAAACAGUAUUGCAGGCAGCAUGGCGGAGAGCUACGACACAGAGAGCGGCUUCGAAGACGCCGAGAGCUCUGACGUGGCUAACUCGGUGGUGCGCUUCAUUAACCGCUUCGUAGACAAAGUGUGUAACGAGAGCGGCGUGACCAACGAGCACCUGAAGGCUCUCCACGCCAUGAUCCCAGAUAUUGUUCAGAUGCAUAUCGAGACGUUAGACGCAGUCCACCGGGAGAGUAAGCGGCUGCCUCCGAUCCAAAAGCCCAAGCUGCUGAGGCCGACGCUGUUGCCCGGGGAGGAGCUGGUGAUGGACGGCAUGCGGGUCCACCUGAUCCCCGAUGGCCGCGAGGAGGCCACGGGGCUGAUGGGAGGGCCGCCUCUGCUCCCUGCUGAGGGCGCCAUCUUCCUCACCAACUACCGGCUCAUCUUCAAGGGCACGCCCAACGACCCACUGGUGGGGGAGCAGGUGGUGACUCGCUCCUUCCCCAUUGCCUCUCUGACUAAGGAGAAGAGGAUCUCGGUCACUAUACCAAUGGAUCAGUUUGUCCAGGAGGGGCUACAGCUGCGCUCCUGCACCUUCCAGCUGAUGAAGAUUGCGUUUGACGAGGAGGUCGCAUCAGACCUGGCUGAGGUUUUCAGGAAGCACAUGCACAAGCUGCGCUAUCCUCAGCACGUCCAGGGCACCUUCGCCUUCACUGUGGGUCAGUGCGGGAAGAUGGUGGUGGAGCACAAGACCAAGGACAAGAACCAGUCACUCAGGACACUCUCCAAAAACCUGGUGAAGAGUGCCAAGAGGACCAUCGGCCGGCAGUAUGUGACCAAGAAGAAGUAUUCCCCCCCCACCUGGGAAAACCGGAGCAGCUUCCAGUCAGAGCUGGAUGAGGAUGAAAUUUCAGUUUCAGAGGAAGUGGACCAGAGCUCCCUCACCCUCUCCUCCACCAUGCGCUCAUCCGACAGACAGACCAUGAGCAACGUCGUGGAGCGCGCCUGUUGCCGCGACUACCAGCGCCUCGGUCUGGGCACGCUCAGUAACAGCCUGACGCGUUCGAAAAACGAGCCUUUCAGGAUUUCCACCGUCAACCGCAUGUACACCGUCUGCAGGAGCUACCCCGGCCUGCUGAUUGUGCCUCAGAGCAUCCCAGACACGACAAUACAGAGAAUCUGCCGCUGCUACCGGCAGAAUCGCUUCCCCGUCGUUUGCUGGAGGAAUUCCCGAACCAAGGCCGUCCUGCUGCGAUCUGCAGGCCUCCACGCAAAGGGGGUGGUGGGCUUCUUCAAGUCCCCUAAUGCCCCUGCUUCAGGGCCCUCCCAGGCCGACUCCACCAGUCUGGAGCAGGAGAAGUACCUCCAGGCCAUCAUCAGCUCCAUGCCUUCUUACAGCGAGAGCAGCGGCAGGAACACACUCAGCGGCUUCACCUCCACACACAUGAGCACCUCCGACUCCUCAGACAAGCUGAGGCAGCCCAAGAUCGGUGCUCUGAUGAAGCAGGUGAUGGGCACCAGGGAGGAUGUUCCCGGGACGUUCAGCAGAGGAGCUCUGGGUCAAAGGGCGAAAGUCAUCUCCCUCUCUCAGCCCAAAGUGUCUGGCAAGGCCAGGAACCCUUCUAGAGGUAAAUGGGGCAGUAUCCGGGGCAGCGGGCGUCUAAGUGCCUACAACCCAGACGUGGGGACGCGCCGCGGGAAGGAGUCCCCGCAGUCCAACGGAGGGCCGGGCGAGGCGCUGUUUCUCCGCCAGCAGAAGGCCUACCUCUACAUCAUUGGAGACAAGGCCCAGCUCAAGGGAGGGAAGCAGGACUCGUUCCAGCAGUGGGAGGUGGUUCCCAUCGAGGUGUGCGACGUGCGGCAGGUGAAGAACAGCUUCAAGAAGCUGAUGAAGGCCUGCGUGCCCAGCUCCUCCACCACUGACCCCAACAUGAGCUUCCUGCGCUGCCUGGAGGAGUCGGAGUGGAUGGCUCUGCUACACCGAGUGCUGCAGGUGUCUGUGCUGGUGGUGGAGCUUCUGGACACGGGCUCGUCGGUCAUGGUCAGCCUGGAGGACGGCUGGGACGUCACCACACAGGUGGUGUCCCUGGUGCAGCUGCUGUCUGAUCCAUACUACCGGACCUUUGACGGCUUCCGGCUGCUGGUGGAGAAGGAAUGGCUGUCGUUUGGCCACAGAUUCAGCCACCGUGGAGCGCAGACGCUGGGCAGCCAGAACAGCGGCUUCACCCCCGUCUUCCUGCAGUUCCUCGACUGUGUACACCAGAUCCACCUGCAGUUCCCCAUGGAGUUUGAGUUCAGUCAGUACUACCUGAAGUUCUUGGCCUACCACUAUGUGUCCAACCGCUUCCGCACCUUCCUGCUCGACUCCGACUACGAACGCAUCGAGCUGGGAGUGCUGUAUGAGGAGAAAGGUGAGAGGAGAAGCCCUCAGGUGUGUAAGUCUGUGUGGGACUACAUCGACCGACUCAACAAGAAAACCCCCGUCUUCUACAACUACAUGUUCUCUCCUGAAGACGACGAGGUGCUGCGGCCAUACACCUUCAACUCCAACCUGAAGGUGUGGGACUUCUACAUGGAGGAGACCCUGUCGGAGGGGCCCUCCUACGACUGGGAGCUGAGGGGCCGGCAGGAGCGCGUGGCGGAGGAGACGCCGGAGAGACCCGACAGCAGCGGCCCCAAAUCGCAGCGGCACAUCGUGUGGCCGUGUUACGACAGCCUGAGCAAGGUAGUGCCCGACGCCAUCACCAAGCUGCUGCAGGACCUGCAGAGCCUGGAGGCGGAGCUCGGCCAGACGUCGGAGAAGUGGAAGGACACGUGGGAUAAAAUCAAGAACGCGCAGAGGACUGAGACCAAACUGGAAAGCAAGCCGUCGUUCUCCAGCUCCCUGCUGAUGUCGUCCAACCUGAGCCACCAGCGGCGCUCUCAGGGCGUGUACCUGCAGGAGAGCGGCGUGGGCUCCUCCAUCAACCUGGCUCUGGACUGCGAGGCCAGCGCCACCUCCACCCCCGCUGCCGGGCGGCCGAGCACCAGCACGCUCUACAGCCAGUUCCAGAGCACAGAGAGCGAGAACAGGAGUUUUGAAGGCAUCCUGUAUAAGAGAGGGGCACUGUUGAAACCAUGGAAACCGCGGUGGUUUGUUCUGGACAAGACCAAACAUCAGCUGAGAUACUACGAGAGCAGGCGGGACAAGGAGUGUAAAGGGGUGAUAGAGCUGGCCGAAGUGGAAUCGGUCAUUCCAGGAACGUCUGCCAUGGGAGCACCCAAAAACAUCGAGGAGAAAGCCUUCUUUGAUCUCAAGACGACCAAACGGGUGUACAACUUCUGUGCCCAGGACAGCCUGAACGCACAGCUGUGGAUGGACAGUGUUCAGAGCUGCCUGUCGGACGCCUAGACAGGAGGCGGGACUCUCUUUUUUUUUAAGGAGCAAUGCAACCAGGAACGAAUGAGCGGUGCUGCGGCACCUGACGGGCACCUCUGCCAGGCCGAUCCCAGCGGAGCAGGGAGGGAGGGGGAGGAGGGGCCUUUCACCACUUAAGCUCGGUUCUGUUCGCUAGUGUUGAACUAAUAACCUCGCGUCACAACGUUUCAGUGUUUUUGUUAUAAAAAAAAAAAGUUAAAAAAUCUGGAAAAAAAAAGAAAGAAAAAAAAAUGUACUGAAGAACCACUUGCUGUCGUCUCACCAAGUAGCUGCAGCCUCUCGCCCCCACCCCCCCGCCCCCCACGCAGUCUGACCACUAUGUGUGCUGGAUGUCUGUAUGCAUGAAAAAACAAUGCGUAUUAAAGCACAUUGUUGCAUUUCUGUGAGGCGUCCUGCAGCUUGGACCAGCAUGAAGAUCUUUCCAGACCCUCCACCGGUAAACCACAACCCCCGCUCUCCCUCCCUCCCUCUAACCCUGCUCGCCCUUUAUGACACCCGGGGGAGGAGGAAUGACGGAGGAGCUGCAGUCGCCCGCCGGGCCCAGCCGCCACAAACAGGACCCCCCCCCCCCCUUGUAGGACCUACAAGAUGCACUGGUGCCUCUCACUGCCUGAUGGAGCCCUGUCCUAGACGGAGUUUCAGAGGAACCUGAGUGGGACGCUGCAGCUGCGAGGGGAGGGCAGGGGAGGUGGGGGAGGAGGGAGGAGGGGGAGGGGGCUCCUCAAGGGUUCAUGAAGGAUUUCCUUUUUCUUUUUCCCCCCCAAAUCUCCAAUUUGUAUCCGAAAGAGAUCAAUGCUCGUCGCCUGUCCUCAGCAGGCGAGGGCGACGAUGGUGACGAUAUACUGUGAAAGCCAUGGAUCAGGCGCAGCGAUCAAACCAGGAGAGCCGGGCGCAGAUCGGAGUCGGUCAGGUAUUGAGUGUGUCGGUGAACUUUCACUGAGAGUGUUUACAAAGUAGACAAAACUUCCCCUCACUAAGCUAAACUCUGCUCUUCACCUGUGUGUGUGUGUGUGUGUGUGUGUGUGUGUGUGUGUGUGUGUGUGUGUGUGUGUGUGUGUGUGUGUGUGUGUGUGUGUGUGUGUGUUUGUGUUUGGUGUUUUAUAAAUCCGUACAACCACUAUUAACAUUCAGAUUUUUUUUUUUUAAGGGAUGCUGAAGGAAAAAGGAGGGAUUUAUUUUGUAGUGAUAUCUUUAAAAAAAAAAAAAAAAAAAAAAAAA